Messenger RNA from Brassica oleracea var. oleracea, 444 nucleotides. RefSeq lists its product as uncharacterized. Bases 1 to 444 code for a protein of 147 amino acids. The record is from RefSeq and is a predicted model, not a curated record. The transcript has a single exon. Lineage: Eukaryota; Viridiplantae; Streptophyta; Magnoliopsida; Brassicales; Brassicaceae.
AUGGCUGGCAAGCCAUCACCUAUACCAGUGGAUCAGAGUAUUGAACUCUUCUAUGAUCUGAAAAAACCACUUAUUGAUGAUCCAAGUGUUUAUCGAAGGCUGGUUGGACAACUAAUGUACCUCACCAUUACACGUCCGGAUAUAACUUUUGAUGUGAACAAGCUUUGUCAGUUUGCUAUGAAUCCACAGAAUAUUCAUCUUCAAGUUGCAUACAAUGUGGUUCAUUACCUCAAAGGAACUAUUGGUCUUGGCCUAUUCUAUUCUGAAGACUCUGAUCUGAUUCUCAAAACAUACAAUGAUGCAGAUUGGAGAUCUUGCUUAGAUACAAGACGUUCUACAUCCGGGUUAUGUAUGUUUCUUGGUUCAGCUCUCUUCUCAUGGAAAUCUAAGAAGCAAGACGUUGUCUCUCAUUCCUCAGCUGAAUCAGAGUAUAAAGCAAUAUAA